This is a messenger RNA of Macroventuria anomochaeta, 919 nucleotides long. RefSeq lists its product as uncharacterized. NCBI's taxonomy places the organism in Eukaryota, Fungi, Ascomycota, Dothideomycetes, Pleosporales, Didymellaceae. Bases 290 to 919 code for a protein of 209 amino acids. The record is from RefSeq and is a predicted model, not a curated record. The transcript has 3 exons.
CGCCAACAUGGUUUGCAAAACCAAGGCCGGCGCGACGGCAACCUACUGAGCGACCUGCAUCCUCCCGUCUCCCCGUCCGGAAGGGAGGCCUACGAAAACACCCGCGACUCAGCGAGCGUUACACGCACAAAAUGGCUGCACCGGUGAAAUUGAGAACCCAAUCGGGCGACAUGCGUCACGUCUCAAGGCUGUCAGGCGAGUCGUUGACACUCCCGCGACUACCGCACUUGACAUCUCGGCGACUGCAACUGCCGCUAAUUUUUUGGCAUUGACCUUUUGACUGACCUUAAUGAGGCAGGUCUAUUGGUCAGUCGUAAGAGUUACGGAUGUUUGGGCGUCAACGUCCAAUGAAACAGGAGACAACCAAAGAGACUCUCGACUCCACUUCGAUCUUUCCCUGAUCUACACACCAAGGUCAGACGCUGCACGUCGCAUUCGAUGCCUGUGUAGUCAACAACAUCCGGCCGUUACGGAAUCAGACAAUGCAACAAAACUUACCUCAGCGCUGGGUGGGAGAUGUGUUGGGUUUUGCGGAGGGACAGGAUGUGCCAAAAUGUCUGCUUUGAGGCACAAGCACCGGCGGAGAGGGGCACAGCACCCUCAAUCUGUUUCAGAGGAGUGUAGGGGAAACACGGCAUUGGAAACGGUGCAGUCUGAGGUUGCUGUUGCUUUUAUGAUGCCCUCGGAAAUAGAGGGACUGCUGUUGUGGAUCGUGCGACGACGGCUGUUAUCAUAUAGUUGUGAUUGGCCCCGAGGCGAGAUGAGAGUCAGACGGAUGAGGAGUGACACCAAAGAUGUCACCCAUCCACAUAGGAUGCAUGCUGGCUUCAUCGACCUCGCUUUUGUUCUACCGAGGCCCCUAGCUCACCGAUGUUGCAUAGCAGGGAGGCCUACGAGCUUACCGAUAUGCGCACGCUAA